This is a messenger RNA of Emericellopsis cladophorae, 1017 nucleotides long. Its product is annotated as Lipase-like protein. Gene Ontology annotation, biological process: lipid catabolic process. The coding region runs from base 1 to 1017 and encodes 338 amino acids. The record is from RefSeq and is a predicted model, not a curated record. NCBI's taxonomy places the organism in Eukaryota, Fungi, Ascomycota, Sordariomycetes, Hypocreales, Bionectriaceae. The transcript has 2 exons.
AUGUUGGCGCUCUCCAUCCUCUCCCUCGCCGCCCUCGCGGUGGCCAGCCCCAUGCGCUCUGCGCAGGACUAUGCCACUUCGCUGAGGAACGUUGCCAGACAAUCCGUCAGCGAGUCCGACGUGGACAACUUUGCCUUCUACGCAGAGCACGCCUCGGCCGCGUACUGCAACGCGGGCGCCUCAACCGGGGCCACCGUGUCGUGCGGCGGCAACUGUCCCGAGGUGGAGGCCAACGGCGCGACCAUCCUGGGCAGCUUUGACGGCCUGUGGACGGGCAUCGCGAGCUACGUGGCCCUGGACACGGCGCGCACCGAGAUCGUCUUGUCCGUGCGCGGGUCCUCCAACGUCCGCAACUGGCUCUCCAACCUCGACUUUAACUUUGAGGACUCGCCCAUUGUGUCUCGCGGCCGCGUGCACGACGGCUUCAACCGCGCGUGGAGCGAGAUGCGCUCGGGCGUCACCGCGACCAUCCGCGAUGCCAUCAAGGCCCACCCAGGCUACCGCGUCGUGGCGACGGGUCACUCGCUCGGCGGCGCCGUGGCCACGCUCGGGGCCGCGCAGCUGCGCAACGACGGCAUCCCCGUGGACAUUUACACGUACGGCUCGCCGCGCGUGGGCAACGGCGUGCUGAGCGACUACAUCAGCAACCAGGCCGGGCCCGAGUUCCGCAUCACGCACCUGGACGACCCCGUGCCGCGUCUGCCGCCCAUCAUCUUUGGGUACCGCCACACGUCGCCCGAGUACUGGCUGUCGCGGGGCGAGUCGACGGCCGACGACUACCCCGUGAGCGACAUUCGCGUGUGCCCCGGCAACGCCAACAUCAAGUGCAACGCCGGUACCUUUGGCCUCGACGUGGACGCGCACCUCACCUACUUUGGCCCCAUGACGUCGGACAUUUGCGACGGCGCGUUCAAGACCAGGGCCGCUGCUGCUUCCGCGGACGAGGACGAUGCGGAGCUGGAGAGCAGGCUGAAUGCAUGGGUCGAGCAGGACAUUGCCUUUGUCGAGGGGCAGUAG